CCUAAUUUCACCAGUUGCAUCUUACAUGGCCUAAAUAAGAUCGAGUAGUCGACAGUACUGCUCCUGCGGCCAUUGAUUCAACCAAUAUCUAGUCGUCAUGGCCCCUCCCCCCGAGCACGUUGCCCGGAUCAUGCUGUCAUGGCACUCCCUCGACCUCAUCUCGUGCACCACCCUCCAGACGCUGUGGGCAGGCUACGGCCACAUCUGCGCCAUCACAGCCCGAGCAACCACCGAUGCAGCGGCUGAACAUGUCAGCAAGCUUUGUGGUGUGGAACCGGGAACCGCCGGGAGCACCUAUCCCCUCAUCCUCAAGCUCAUCUCGCCUCCCAGGAGGAAUGGCAGCGGCAAUGAGGACGAGGGCCACCUACGCAAGAUGCUGAGCUAUGAAGUAGAACAGUAUUUCUAUACUGCCGUGGUUCCGCUGUUGGGCGAUGGGAUUGCUGUGGCUAGAUGCCUUGCCUCGACGCGAGAUGUAGAGGGCAAAGAGGGUGCAGAGGAACUGGACCAUCUAAUAGCCACCAUCAUGGUUGAUCUGCGGCCACGCUUCCCCGUCGCGGGCGGACAGAGAAGUGUGCUCAACCGCACCCAAGUAGAGCGGUCGAUCGACUGGCUGGCUUCCUUUCACAGUCGCUCAUGGGGGCUGCUGUCCAACGACCUUGAGGAAUAUCUCUUACCACCCCUGGAAGAAGUCGUCAGAAGAAGACAGGGCGCAGGCAAAGAUGUCCAGAACGGGCUGUGGCUCAAUGGGGGAUACACAUAUCUUGCGACUCGACGCAAUGAGUACUCUUCCCUCGCUCAAGACACUGACUCGGAGUGGUCAGACGCCCUGUGUAGGGCUUAUGAAGGCACGUUACUUUCUAUUGCUGAGAUGGCGGCACUGUGUCUGACGCCCAACGGGAGGCCGAUGGAAUCAUAUAUCCAUGGGGAUGUCAAGUCGGAGAAUCUCUUCACCACAACGAAUGGAGACGAGGUGGCAUUCUUUGACUUUCAGUAUGUUGGGCGGGGUCUUGGUGUGUGUGACCUCGCCAAGCUGUUUACGUGCUCCGUCCCUCUCUAUAUGCUUGUCGAUGCCAACGAAUCGCUCCCGGAGCGGCUGACAAUGCGGGAUGGUGAGAAACAGCUGCUGCAACAAUACCGCACGCGUCUCCUCCAGGAUGAAGAGUCGGAUCUGUAUGAAUGGACAGUGUUCAAACGCCACUGGGAGACAGCCCUGGUGGACUGGUGUAGAUUCCAGGCCUCUUGGGGCUUCUGGGGGAACACAGAGUGGCUUGAAGCCCGUGUAAGGUCGAUCUUGAGUGACCAGGAGUGGAGAGGCUGGCUGCAUCAGAAUAUUAAUGGUGGUAUUCUAUAACUACAGCAUAAUACUUUUGAUUCUCUGACAAGGUAAUAGAUGAGAUUAUAGAUUAUUGCAACACCUACUAGACAGCUGGCUCUAUACUGAGGCAGGAGACCUGCCUGUACAGAGAUAGAAAUGUAUUAUAGUCGGCAAGCAUGGUCUUAGUGUAGACUCUCUUGUGCAAUUUCUUAAUGAGUAAGCAUUUCACUCCCUUCUUGCUCAAGUCUUCUAUCUAUUAUUAUUAGCUAUACUUGAAAUGCAUCUCUCUUUGAAGACAGG
This is a messenger RNA of Penicilliopsis zonata CBS 506.65, 1615 nucleotides long. RefSeq lists its product as hypothetical. Lineage: Eukaryota; Fungi; Ascomycota; Eurotiomycetes; Eurotiales; Aspergillaceae. The record is from RefSeq and is a predicted model, not a curated record. The transcript has a single exon. Bases 98 to 1351 code for a protein of 417 amino acids.